AUGGCAUCGAUGAUCAUCGCUAUCCAUACCCUGCUCCUGCCAGCUCAAGCUUUCAAAAGAGUUAAGCGAGUCAUUGCACCCAUUGUGGAAGGAAAAACAGGCCGAAAUUGA
Molecule: messenger RNA, 111 nt
Organism: Sclerotinia sclerotiorum 1980 UF-70
Lineage: Eukaryota; Fungi; Ascomycota; Leotiomycetes; Helotiales; Sclerotiniaceae
Exons: 1
Coding region: 1-111 (36 amino acids)
Source: RefSeq, a predicted model, not a curated record